GUCAUCAGAAGAUCAUUUGAAAAAUACAUCUUAAGUGGAGCUUAGGAUGCAUAUCGGGGAUAGGCCAGUUCCAUUGAAAAUAGAACCAAAGCCGAGUGAUCAUUGGCCAAACGGUUUUCCCCCACGUGCGUCCGCAAGCUAUAUAGAAGACCCCGCAAGGAAUUUCAUCUUCAGAACUGAAAGUCAGUGUCAAGGAAAGGCUACCUGGAAAUAUCGAAGAUGACUUUCAAUCAGCGCAUUGCAUUAUGCUUGGUGGCACUUGUCAUUGGACAAGCUGCAGCAUUGCCACAGCAUCCCCAGUACACUCAACAAUAUCCUCAGCAAUAUCAGCAACAAGUUAGAGAUGAGAGAAAGUUCGCUGAGAAACCGAACGCUAUGAAGAAGGUUGCGAUCGACGAUCUCGAGGAUAUCAGUACUAAUCAAAUUCAAGAAGGAAGCAGCAGUGGUUUCUCGUGGUCUAACAUGCUAGGAAUGUUCAUGCAAAUGCUUCUGGGUCAAACGGGAGGCAUCACUGGACCAAGCAAAAAUGACAUAGACGAAGGUGUUCCAGCUAGUCCAUGGGCAAAUCUUCUCUCCGUUGGUCUCCGAGUACUCACGGCACUUUUAGGUGGUCCUCAACAAUCCGUUGACGGUAUCGACAAAGUCGAUAAUCAAAGCAGUCCCAUGCAGGAAAUUUUGACUGCGGUGUUGGGCGCGUUUCUAGGACAGGGCAGAGACCCGAAUCAGGUUGCUGUCAUGGCUAAAAAUGCUUCAGAGUUCAUCAGCAUCGUCAUCAACCUGUUGGACGCAUUAAAGACAUCCUUCUCGCAUCGUUCUUUAUCCGCUCGUUCUCUUGGUAGACAUGACAGCGUUUCCGAAGCCGCCAUGGCAUCUAUUAGUAUGCUAAAGGGAUACGUAAGAUCAGUAAAAGCUUUCAGCAAUAUCGGUAGAGCAGAAGACGAAGGUCAACAAGGUUGUGCCGAAAGAGCCCUUUGCGAAGCCAGUGCUGAAUGUGCCGCCGAUGCUCAAGGCACAUCGACGAUUUUCUGUCAGCUAGGAUCAUAUGCAACAAGUUACAUGUUGCAAAGGCAGAGUGGUGUAGGAUUCGAAGCACUUUAUGACGCAGGACGACGUGGUCGUAUGGGAGAAGACUGUAGGACUCUUUUCAUGGAUUGUAACGUCGCAUGAGUGGGAAAUUUCGCAUUAAACGCAAUUUAAACGUUCGCGGGGAUCGUUUGAAAUUUUUCUGGGUUAAAAAUUCACGAAAUUAAGUCGAAGAAACGCAUGAAACUGAUCGACCUAAAUCGAGAAAUAGAUUUAUUUAGCGAUUAUCAUUAAAAAAAAAAAAAAAAAAAAAUCCUAAGGUAAGGUCGAAGAAAACGCUUUAACAAAAAAAAAAGGAAAAGGGAAAACAAAUUUUCCUAUCUAAAACUUAUGUUUGUUUACUUAAUUAUGUAAUUAAUUAGUGAAAAAUCAAACUUAGAAUUCACUUCGACACGGCUCUCGCGAAAAUUUUCAUUGCCGUUAAAAUUGUACGCACAGAAACGAAGUCGACUCGAAUCAUCGCGAAAGACGAAAUCUCUCGAAACGUGGAACGACGAUUUUCUCUUUCGUGAGUCUCUCGUUGAUAUCGUCGACCUUUUAAAAGAGCUUUCAGAACAAAAAUCGUCGAGCGUCUUAGCUUUUUCUAGAAGUAGACUGAAUAAGACUCGGGGCUCGACCGAACACGAAUGUUUGUGUUUGCUCGAGCCAACGAUCAUUAUUAUAAUUAUACUUAUUUAUAUUUAUUUAAACUUAGGAUAGAACGAUUGUUUCAAGUUGAUUCAUAUGCUCCGAAUGCGUUUUAACGAAAGCGUUUGUUUGUAUUAAUCGCGAUAAUACAUUUGUGUUGUUGGUUUGUUUUUUCAUCGAAAUUGAAGCAUCAUCGUGGAUUAUCUCUUGAAAAGACUAUUUCUUUCGUAAUUAUUGUCUUCCCGUGUAUUUUUCGUUUUUAAAAGUUAAUGCCAAAACUGUGAGAAUAAUUAGAAGACAACGAUCAAAUAAAAAAUAUCAUUUUUCAAAAUCUUUCAAUGACAUCCAUUGUUUUUUAUUUUUCUAAUAAAUACAUUAAAAUUUAUCAUAUUGAUUGACUUCGAUGAAAAUAAAGCUAAAUAUUUUUAUCGUUGAGAUGACUAUCGGAAUUAUCGCGAAUAAGUUCGAUUGUUAGAUAUCUCAUAUUUUUGAGGUAAAUAAAAAAGAGAAUUUCAUUUUCAUUAUUAUGAGAUAGAUACAAAACUAGGGGCGGAAAACAUUAAUUACGAUCCUCGUCUAACAACCGAUCAAAAUAAAUUAUUGUAU
Messenger RNA from Vespa crabro (European hornet), 2316 nucleotides. RefSeq lists its product as uncharacterized. The record is from RefSeq and is a predicted model, not a curated record. Bases 220 to 1167 code for a protein of 315 amino acids. Lineage: Eukaryota; Metazoa; Arthropoda; Insecta; Hymenoptera; Vespidae. The transcript has 7 exons.